This is a messenger RNA of Alnus glutinosa, 1078 nucleotides long. Its product is annotated as NADH dehydrogenase [ubiquinone] iron-sulfur protein 7, mitochondrial. The coding region runs from base 110 to 742 and encodes 210 amino acids. The record is from RefSeq and is a predicted model, not a curated record. The transcript is spliced from 2 exons. Gene Ontology annotation, molecular function: quinone binding; 4 iron, 4 sulfur cluster binding; NADH dehydrogenase (ubiquinone) activity. NCBI's taxonomy places the organism in Eukaryota, Viridiplantae, Streptophyta, Magnoliopsida, Fagales, Betulaceae. Gene Ontology annotation, biological process: aerobic respiration; electron transport coupled proton transport; mitochondrial respiratory chain complex I assembly.
CUGUGUACAAACGCCAACAAGUUCCUAACUAACAUCUAAAAACAAAAUAGUCAUUGUCGAACCUUAGUUGUUUCUCCGUUCCACUCCUCGUCUCUCUAAGGGCUCGGCCAUGGCUCUCUUGACCCGAACCUCGACGCGGCUACCACUCGCGCUCUCGGCCCAGCGCGCCCUCUCCCUCCACUCCAGUGUGCCUGGGCUUUCCUCCAGCCCCGGCACCCCCGCUCCCUAUGCGCGGCCCCCACCGCCCUCUGCCUCUCCUGCGGGGCUGUCGAAGACGGCGGAGUUUGUGAUAUCGAAGGUGGACGAUCUGAUGAACUGGGCGAGGAGGGGGUCCAUCUGGCCCAUGACCUUCGGGCUGGCCUGCUGCGCCGUGGAGAUGAUGCACACCGGCGCCGCCCGCUACGAUCUCGACCGCUUCGGCAUCAUCUUCCGCCCCAGCCCUCGCCAGUCCGACUGCAUGAUCGUCGCUGGCACUCUCACCAACAAGAUGGCCCCCGCUCUCCGCAAGGUUUAUGACCAAAUGCCUGAGCCUCGGUGGGUGGUCUCUAUGGGAAGCUGUGCAAAUGGUGGUGGAUACUACCACUACUCGUACUCGGUUGUUCGAGGUUGUGACAGGAUUGUCCCUGUUGACAUCUAUGUUCCAGGUUGCCCUCCUACUGCUGAGGCCUUACUCUAUGGACUUCUCCAACUGCAGAAGAAGAUUAACAGGCGCAAGGAUUUCCACAUGUGGUGGACCAAGUGAGGGCCAUUCAUAUUUCUAGGCAGCUCUUUUAGCUGCAUCCUCAUAUGACAAUAAUAACUUGAUCUGUGCUUAUGCUUGCCGCCUUGCCCUGCCCAAGCGCUAUGUAAAGGGAGAAAGUUGUGUUUUACAUGUUAUGAAUUUAGAUCCUGGGAUGUCAUAUGUCAACGUUUUUGCCUCUGUUUCCUGUUGUAUUGUGGAGCUUUUAUGGUGGCUCCAUAUACAGUAAAACUUUUUUUUUCUUCAUCUUUUUCUGUUUUAACUUGGAAGAGCAUGAGGUAUCCAUUAUUGUCAUAUCUACUUGAUUAAGUGUUAAAUAAAAAGGUCAUGUUUGUGCAA